This is a messenger RNA of Symbiodinium sp. CCMP2592, 534 nucleotides long. The record is from the annotation of a GenBank genome assembly. NCBI's taxonomy places the organism in Eukaryota, Dinophyceae, Suessiales, Symbiodiniaceae.
AUGUGCGUAAGCGCGGUCAUGGAGAAUCUUCGCAGGUACAGCGUCGAGCACCGUUUCAAGAAGGCAGCGCUCCACGUUCUCGCCCGACAGCAGGACGACGGCACUCUCAGCGCGUUGCGACAGGUCUUCACCGAGCUGGACCAGGAUGGUGAUGGCAUCAUCACUUUUAACGAGCUCAAGGAAGGGUUGAAGAAUUCCGGCCACGGCGACACCUUCUCCAACAAGGACCUCCAGCAUCUGGCUCGGGCCGUAGAUGCAGAUGGCUCGGGCGAGAUCGACUAUACGGAGUUCCUUGCUGCUGCGAUGGAGAGAAAGGCAGUUGUGCAGGAGAGCGCUCUCUGGGCAGCCUUCCGUGUCUUCGACAAGAACGAUGACGGCCGGAUCUCCCUCAAAGAGAUCCAGGAAGUGCUCGGCACCAAAGAGGUCAACCGCACCGUGUCGAAGGAGCAGAUCAAGAAGAUACUGGCGGAGGUGGACACGAACGGAGACGGAUUCAUCGAUUUCCACGAGUUCAUCGCGAUGAUGAGAUCGUAG